CAUGGGAUAGUUCCGGAGAAGCUGGAUGUUGUCACACAGGAGAGGUCCAGACACUGGUGGGAAGAGGGCCUGGAACAGCUCCUGGAAGGAUGAGAAAAAGCGCUUUUCUCGGGAUCUGUGACAGAGCGUGGCGGUGGCUGCCAGCCCUGUGCUCCUGCAUCGCCGUGAAGCUCCAGGAGGGAGGGCGGAGGGCUGUAAUCGAAGUACAAGAUGGCAAAAACCAGCCAUAGCAACUAUGUCCUUCAGCAGCUAAACAAGCAAAGAGAGUGGGGCUUUCUGUGCGACUGCUGCAUCGCUAUCGAUGAUAUUUAUUUUCAAGCACAUAAAGCAGUCCUUGCUGCCUGCAGCGCCUAUUUUAGGAUGUUUUUUAUGAACCAUCAAAACACUACAGCCCAGCUGAAUCUAAGCAACAUGAAGAUUAGCGCUGAAUGCUUUGAUCUUAUUUUACAGUUCAUGUAUUUAGGAAAAAUUAUGACAGCCCCUGCCAAUUUCGAGCAAUUUAAAGUGGCCAUGAACUAUUUACAGCUAUAUAAUGUGCCUGAGUGUCUAGAAGAUAUACAGGACACAGACUCAUCUAGUUUAAAAUGUUCAUCUCCUGCUUCUAGCACGCAGACUAAUAAAAUGAUAUUUGGUGUGAGAAUGUAUGAAGACGCACUUGCUAGAAAUGGCAGCGAAGCAAACAGGUGGGGCAUGGAACCACCAAGUUCAACGGUAAAUACAUCCCAUAACAAAGAGCCUGAGGAAGAAACUUUGCACCUCAACAGCUUCCCCGAGCAACUGUUUGAUGCCUGCAAAAAAAGCACCACGUCCAAAUUCUCUCACACGAAAGAGCGCGUGUCGCACUCGCGCCGGUUUGGAAGGAGCUUCACCUGCGACAGCUGCGGGUUUAGCUUUAGCUGUGAAAAGCUACUGGAUGAGCACGUGUUAACAUGCACCAACAGGCAUUCCUACCAAAGUGCCAGGUACUACAGUGCUGAGAAAAUAGACUUUAGUGAAAAGAACUCUACUUCUAAAAUGAUCUCCACACAAACAGAAAAAUACAAGGGGGACUCGAACCAUGCUGCGGACGAUUCAUCGUCUCCCGUGUCAAAUAUCACGAGCAGAAAAAGCAGCACUGUUGCCUCUGAAACAUCAGGUGAAGAAGGAAGUAGAGCCUCUGAGAGGAAGAGGAUUAUCAUCAAGGUGGAGCCAGAGGACAAUCCUACGGAUGAGCUGAAGGAUUUUAAUAUUAUCAAGGUGGCAGAUAAAGACUGCAAUGAGUCUUCUGACAAUGACGACCUAGACGAUGAACAGGAAGAGCCGCUUUACAGAUACUACGUCGAGGAGGAGAUGAGAGAGAAGAGAAAUGCUCGCAAGACUCUAAAGCCUCGCUUAUCCAUGGAUGAGGAUGAAAGAAAGUGUUUGAAAAGUCCACGGCACCUUAACAGCAAGGCUUCUUCAGUGCAGGAAGAUGUGGAGAAUGCUCCCUGUGAACUUUGUGGGCUAACAAUCACUGAGGAAGAUCUGUCCUCUCAUUAUUUAUCCAAACACAUAGAAAAUAUAUGUGCUUGUGGCAAGUGUGGUCAAAUACUGGUCAAAGGCAAGCAGCUACAGGAGCAUGCACAGACCUGUGGAGAACCCCAGGAUCUGACCAUGAACGGGAUCAGAAAUUCUGAGGAGAAAAUGGACUUGGAAGAAAACCCCGAGGAGCAGUCAGAAAUAAGGGACAUGAUGUUUGCAGAGAUGCUAGAGGACUUCAGGGACGGUCACUUCCAAAUGAACAGCCUUCAAAAAAACCAGUUAUACAAGCAUUCUGCCUGUCCUUUCCGAUGCCCUAAUUGCGGCCAGCGUUUUGAUACAGAAAACCUAGUGGUUGAACAUAUGUCAAACUGCCUGGAGCAAGACCUGUUCAAGAACUCCAUGUUGGAAGAGAAUGAGAGGGAUCACAGGCGUAAGCAUUUCUGCAACCUUUGCGGGAAAGGAUUUUAUCAGCGUUGCCACUUGCGGGAACACUAUACCGUUCAUACCAAGGAAAAACAGUUUGUUUGUCAGACAUGUGGGAAGCAGUUCUUAAGAGAGCGCCAGUUGCGGCUCCACAAUGAUAUGCACAAAGGCAUGGCCAGGUAACCAUCCCACUACAUUGCGGGUGGUCACCAGAGGGACUUCUGCUUCUGACUCCCCAGAAAAUGAAAGGGAAAAAUAACAUAUUAUCCUUCUCUCCAUGGCAAAAGCCCCAAAGACCAUGAAAGUUUGUGGAAAUGCAGAUAAGCUGGCUAAAAAUAGAGUUUGCUGAAUACCAUAAAUUGCUUUUGGUUUUGGCAGCAGAUACACCAGACUUCUGGUGUUGGUUACGCUCCUCUUACACAAGUCGUUGUUAGGGCUUUUAUUUAGGAUGCUAAAGAUGGUGCCCUGCUUUCUUCUCUGCCUGUGGGUUUCCUACUGGUACCUACUGGUAGAGUCCCAGCUUCCAAAUUACUGAGGGUUCUGGUUUCUAGCCAUUGGUUAUUGAGUUACUUAGAAUAAAUCAGAAACACUUUUAAGAGACAAAAUCCAAAGUAUUCCUCCUUUGGGAAAGGGAUAGAUACAGUAAUAUUUUAGGAGGAAGAAAUACAGGGUAGGAUCUCUUGGAACUGAUGAAGAAAUUGUCUUGGUAUGCCCCACAGCCCAGGAGAGAGCUCAGAUGUCUGAGCUACAUUGUUAUCAGGUGAAUUAAAUAGAAGUUGUGUACACUUACAUAUGCUGUAAAAUAUGACACUUAAUAUUCUGCGUGCUUGGAAGUCUGAGGGUUAGCCCCACCUAGUCUGCUUUCAGAUGGAUUGUGUUUCACUUAGAUUUUACUGACCAUUGCUGACACAGUUCUGCCAGAAAAGACAAGACAGAGGUCCUGAUGUACAGUAACUUAAAAACUGGAAAAUAACUCAGUCAAGACGCAAGAGAUUUCACAGUAAUUGUCACAGUUCUUUCAGCUUUAGUUUGUUGUGCAAAGAGUUAAAUAGUUCAAAGGCAGUUUCCUUUGGAGAAUGUUUAUUUGAUCAAGUUCAGUGUGGCUUAGACCCCAAAUAGAAAUACCAACUUCAAACAGAGCUCUGCUAUGAGAGAAGGAAUGAAUAGUCUGUGGCCUCCCAGACCUCACAAGCUAUGUUGGUUUGUUACACAGAGUCAAAACAAAGAUGUCCCUUAGAACACAUAUACAUUAACUCAGUGUAUUUCACACACCACAUCUUUUAUCUCCCAUCUGCUUCUCUCCCUGGUCCUUUGGGCUGUGACAAGGCCACUGAGAUUCUGAAUGAGCUGCAGUCUCCUCAGUGAAAAGCAUAUAUGGUGUGAUGGGACCAUCCAAGCUACUUAGAUUGUUAGAGAGCGUUAGGGGAGCUACUGCUCCUGUUUACUAAGACUGAAGUACUACAUCCUUUGGAUUUUGGAACAGUGCUUAUCUUUGCUUCUUGGUUCCCUUUACAUUGCAGGAAGCAGGGUGAGGAAGAACCCAGUGGGUGCUUCUCUUAGAUGGAGCCUGGAAGAUCUUGUUGGCUGAGGCAUGUUGUUGUUUUGUUUCUUCAGGUCCUUAGCUGGCUGAAUCUUCAGACUUCUAAUAAAUGCACUAAGCCUUGAAAAAGCAUUAUUAAUGCAUGAUGAGAUACACCAAGUUCAGCCACUGAACAUAAGAGUGAAACCCAUGCAGAUGCUGUUAGCGCAGGAACCUGGUAUCGAGCCAAAUCUGGAGAGCCAUCUUUGAUCUGUCUCCAGGUCCUCCUUUUAUUUGUAAACAUCCAGCUAAUCACAGACUUCCUCUGACUCUGAUGAAGUGGAAGGAGCCGCAUCCCCUGUGAGCGCUGGGAAGGGCUGGGAUUCUGCAGCGGCUCAGGAUGCGGGACGGGGGCUCCAGCGCCAUCUCGUGGCUCGCUGGGAGCCGCCUGUCCGUGUUCCCAGGGCUGGAAUGCUCCGCUCUGCUGGGAGAGGGGGAGCAGAUCCUCCCUCGGCUGUGAUCCCCAGUCAGUUCUGUGCUUAGGGCAGCUGCGCGGUUUCAGUCUGCGAGGAGGGCACAAGGUUUUAUCUCUCAUCUCCCUUCCUGUGGGCUGCAGGCUCCCGGCAGUGCCGGCGGCUCUGUGUGGGCUACACCCCACCCCACCACAGCUGGCACUGAUUAGCAGUGUUUCUGCUGUCUCAUCGGAAAAAUGUGAUUUAAUAUGCACAGGCAGCCCACCUUCCUGCACUCAGAGGUGGCCCCACACAGCACAGCCCGUGUAUUUCAGAGAGGUGGUGGAAUGAAGCUCAGCUGUGUGUGUGAGUUGUCCCUGAUUUGGAAAUGACAGAGAUUUUGGACUGCAAAGUGCAGGGUGACAUGGUAAUCAACAGCAAUGGCAAACACUGAUGUCCAGGGGAAAAACAGUGCUCACAUGCAUACUUUAGUUAGAAUAUACUUUUUCCCUCCUUUGUUAGUUUACCAAAAAAAAAAAAAAAAGAAGUACUUCCUGACUUCUGAGCUAGUCAUGUAAGAGUUACUUUGCAAUAACAGCACUGGUCCAGUGAAUUCCCCUCCAAGAUUUUAAGAAUGUGGUAGGCAGACAUAUGGCCUUGCUGCCAGAGCCAGCAGUACUUUGAAGGUAGCAGUUUGCCCAAGACGUAUUUCCCCUGUUCACAUUGCCCUCAUGGCACAAAACAAAAGCCUUUUGUCCCAGCUGCCUUAUUGCCCACCUUAAGCAUGUGACAUGGCACAGAGGGCAGAUGAAAUCCCAGACAAGCCUGGGCCUGGCACAUGCAGUGAGUGAGGGCCUGGCCAUGGUGCACACCGAGGUGUGGAGCAUCGCUCGAGGCUUUCCUCUCCCAGGUGUGCCAGGAAAUUCAGCCCUGAGCUGGCCUCGAGGAUGCCUUGGCAGUAGUGAAAUAGGGACUUCUAAGCUUCUGAACAACUGAGAGAACCAGAUUUGGAGAAGACAUGAGGAAGAACUGGUCGGCAAAAGAUUUCAUAAAAACUCAGAACCUCGUGUGCCAGAUCUGAAUUGGCACCACCUUUGCUUUUUUGACAUAACUGCAGCAGUCGCAAAAGGCACCAAACAGUCAAAUUAGAACAUGCAGUAAAAGCUGUUUUGGACUCUUCUAUGUAUCAUAAAUCUUACUUCUUUGUGACUAUUACUUACAGCUGUAAGAAACAAAUUCAAAGUCUUUCAUGGAGCAGACAGCCAAAAGAGGCAGAUGCCAGGUGUUAAGGGCUGCACUGAAAUGAAUUUGCAAAAUUUCUAUCCACAUGCUGGAGUGCUCCUUUUAUGAAAUGUGGCUUCUUAGAGUUGCUGUCAAAAACUGUGUAGAUUUUUUAGUUCAAACAUUACAAGUGUAUACUCAUGCACAAUGCUAAACUAUCAAGUGUUUAAAAAGAAAAAAAAAUAGUAAGAGGUGAAAAAAAAAAUCUUAAAAACUGAGGACAGAGGGUCCCAGAGAAAGGACAGGAUGGUGAGAGAGAUCCAGCUGACUUGAUUUCCCCUGCUGCCAUCAUCAUCAUUUGCAAGCUGAAGAGGACCUUCCCUGGAGCACAGUGCUUGUAUGUGGAGAGUAAAGAAAUGGUGCUCUGGUCUUUUAAAAAGAAUGGUGAAAACUUUUUACCAACAAGGAGAUGAGUAAAUGUAAAAUAAUCUUCACAGGGCACAGGGUGCACCUUGUUCUGGAGCUAAGCCUUGCAAAAGCUGGCUCGAAGAAGAGAAUCAGAUGCUCAUGUUCAGAUUUGAACAUUUUAGGAAUAGUAAUGUUUCCAGCUAAAUUAAUGGGGGGAGGGAAAAACCUUAACUAAAAAAGCAAUAAGGCAGUAAGUGUUCCAAAUUAGGGCAAGCAUGAAUUAUAAAAAUACCAGUUUCUUUUGCUUCCCUCAGACAACAGUGGAUCAAAUUAAGACAUGUAAGCAGACUAAACAUGCUGAUUAUAUUCUGCUGUAGUUACAUAUUUUACUAAUUCUACUCAUGAUUAUAAAAGGAUGUUUCAUUGUUCACUAUAACUGUUAUCUCAAGAAGAGUCUGUCUAUAAUUUUAUUUAUAAUUGGCAUCAUUUUCAUUACUGUUGUUACCAAGUGUGUACAAUAUUGUCUGUAUUGCAGCUUGUAUAGGGCAUGUGUCUGUGCUUGCUUUACUCUUUUUGAGUUUAUAAAGUUACUAUACAAAUGCAAGAAAAGAUGUUCAGAUAUCUUUGAAUGUGGUUCCUUCAUCUAAUUACGUAGCCCCCAAUGUUUCAGCAUAUAGAUGUUGAAGGUAUCAGCUCUAUUAACACAUAACACCUCAAACAUUAAUGCAGGUAUUUGAAAAGCCUCCAGUGCAGCACUGGGAUGCUGACACUUCAGUCCCAGUGGCUGUAUGGAGUAAAGGGGAGGAUGGUGAAUAUCUGGGCAAAGCUGGAUACCACUGAGGACUCUGCAGGGAGAAGGCACAAGAUACCUAAGAGCAAAUGGGAUGUGCUUUCUAUAGAAAACAUGAAGGACCUUAAGAGCAGGACCACCACAAAGCAGAGGAGAGAAGGGAAUACAUUUAUAGCAUCGCCUUCAACAGUAUACAAAGUGUAGGACAUCUAGAACAGGCUGUGACUGUUCUGUAACUUAGCAAUUACUUCCAGUCUAUGUAGAGAAUCAGUAAAGACAUUCCAGGUUAGUUAUCAUCAUCUUUAAAGCUUAUUCUGUGCUUUGCAACAGUAUCUUUAAUAAAAUACUCUUACAAAUCUGCUUAUUAUUCUGAUUUAAUUCCAUCUUAUACCUGAGUUGAUAACAGUCCUGGCAACAGGGUGAAGGUACCACCUGCUUCAUCGGCUCCUGCGUUUUUCCCAUUCACCUGCUAAUGACAAGAGGGAAAACAGAGAUGAAUAAUUACCAAAUAAUCACAGAAAUGAGAAAACAAGAGGAAUUCAUAUCAUGCUACCAUUCAAUUAUUAGAAAAAUUGUUCACACUAAGCAUAUCAGUAAAUCUGAGAGAUUAAUCACAUACUGAUCUCUGAGUAAGAAGUAUUGGUCUUUGCCUGUGUUUAACUACACCACUUAUCUUGUUUAAGACUUAGCAUAAUUUUCCAGCUUUACAGUUACUUUCAAUAACUGCAGUAUAUUGUUUAACCCCAUCACAGCAGUUCUAGAUAAAAUUCUCUGUUUUCAUUUAUUUAACCCCUGGACCAUAUAGAGUAUCCUUUUAAUAUCUUCAAACAAGACCAAGCAGAGUUCAGGGACAUUAACAGAUAAGAUUGGAAUUCAGAAUAAUCCUGGCAAGGUGCAGAUGGGAUCUGAAAAGAUGUUAUUUAAUAGGAACAAGUGCAAGCUGGAACCAUACAAGUAAAGGAAUAGCUGCUUAAUUUCAAAGAAUCCUAGAAUGGUUUGGGUUGGAAGGGACCUUAAGGACAUCUUGUUCCAGUGUCCUGCCAUGGGCAGGGACACCUUUCAUCAGACCAGGUUGUUCAGAGCCCCAUCCAACCUGUUCUUGAGCACUCCCAGGGAUGGGGCAGCCACAGCUGCUCUGGACAACCUGUGCCAGUGCCUCAGUCAUCCUCACAGUAAAGGAUUUCUUCUUUAUAUCUAAACUAAAUUUACUCUUUCAAUUUCAAUAAAAAAAAAUCAGUGCAUUAUUUUAGAUCAUACACUGAAAAUUAAUCUGCAACAUCAUGAUGUUGCAAAUAAAGGUAAAAACUGAAAUGUAGAAACUGGAGUGUCAUCUUCUUCUUCAGAACCACCAAGGCAAGAGCUAGUAACAUCUCCAGUUUUGAGCAUAGCGCUUGAAAGCUAAAAUACAAGGUGCAUGCACAGAAUCCAGGAGAAAGCAGUGAAUGGCUGGAAACCAAGAAGACUUUGCUUCUGAGUACAGGCUGAGUAAUUUUAAGUCAUUUUACAGAAGAGAUGGUGGAGGGAAAACACAAUGAUUUUCAUAUAAAAAUCUGGUUGCAAAGAAAAAUGGCACAACUGUUUCUCAUAUCCAAAGUCAACAUGAAUAAAAAUAAUUGCCUUAAAUUACAAGAAAGGAAAUCUUGGUUAAACACAAAAUGAGACUAAAUGACCUGUUGAGGUAAUUUCUGAUCUGAUUCUAUGAUUGCUGGAAAAUGUUUUGCUUUAAAGUCACUUGCUAAGGACUCAGUAGAGCUGGUAGUGGCUGCAAGAAAAGGAGGCUGCAGUUAAAGGAAUAAAGAACUCAGUGCCUAAAAUGCACAGCACACCAGUUUAUCUAUUUAGCACUAGUGGUACUAACUUCAGCUUUUAAUCAUACCUUAGCAAACUGGCAGAAGUCUAUGUAAAUAAAUGUGCUUAAAACCCACUUAAUUACAAAAUAAUUAUUCCUUGAAGCAUCAAGCAUUAGUUUAAUCAGUGUUGACAACUUCCAUGAUUUUAUUGAGUCUAAUCAAUCUGAGGCUGCCUGAUUUCAGUUAUAAGAUGGUGUAAUGAGCUAUUUUGUUUAUUUAAAAAAAUUAGACCUGCAAAUUACAUGGAAAAUCCUAAAAGUGUGAUCUGAACAUAUGGUAAAAAUGAAAAAGCCAGAAGGUAAAUAAAGCCACUUGGUUUAUAAUUUUAGGAAUCUGACUCACGAGUUUUGCACUCCUGGUUUGGCAGUAUGAAAUUACAGUGCCCUGUAUUCUGCUGUUCUGACUAUUCCAUAGUACUGAUCAUGCAUUUGUGUAAUUUCCCAAAAAACACGUUAUACAAAUUUGCAGAACUUUAUUUGUUAGUCACAAAAACAAAGGAGCACUUAUAUAAGUAAGAGGAUGUCUUGUGGCUGCCCUUUAAAUGAACAAGGAGCAGCUGUGCACAAAACCUGGAGGUAUAUAAAUACAAAGUAAGUUACAUAGAUCCCCCACAUACACUAUGAUUUUUAAAACAACACCUUGUUAGAAGAAUCUUGUCAUUUUAUAUGCUGGUAGUUCUUGUCUGAAUUCCAAGUACCAGACUUACAUGCACAAAAAAACACAAGAUGAAGAAUUUUAGUGGUGAAAAGGUAUUGUGACAAAGUAUUACUAAAUCUUUGAAUAGCAGUUGCUUAGACUUUUCUGAACAUCUGAUUGCUGUAUUAUGAAAUAAUCCAUUCUCACUGAUACAAUCUGAUCUAUGCAAUUUUGGGGAUAGUUUUACAAGGGAAAUGAAUAUUAGGGAAAUGGAUACCAGAAUUUAAGAUCUAAGAUCUUCUGACUGCCAAACCUGAAAAAGUCAUUCAUUGCAUUUCAACUUUAUCUUAAUGAUCCAAGUGGCUGAUGUCUGAUUGAACUGUAACUUGGGUUCAGUCCUAUUUUUAUACUCCAUUGCCUUAUGAAACAUGUGGGGGGAAAAAAAAUCUUCCUUUUAUCAUGAUAAAGAUAAGGGUUGAGUUCUCA
Melospiza melodia melodia is the source of this 9285-nucleotide messenger RNA. RefSeq names its product zinc finger and BTB domain containing 1 (gene ZBTB1). The coding region runs from base 211 to 2106 and encodes 631 amino acids. The record is from RefSeq and is a predicted model, not a curated record. Gene Ontology annotation, molecular function: protein binding; DNA-binding transcription factor activity, RNA polymerase II-specific. Gene Ontology annotation, cellular component: nucleus. NCBI's taxonomy places the organism in Eukaryota, Metazoa, Chordata, Aves, Passeriformes, Passerellidae. Gene Ontology annotation, biological process: regulation of transcription by RNA polymerase II. The transcript is spliced from 4 exons.